This is a messenger RNA of Apus apus (common swift), 2289 nucleotides long. RefSeq names its product transmembrane protein 150A (gene TMEM150A). The coding region runs from base 128 to 946 and encodes 272 amino acids. NCBI's taxonomy places the organism in Eukaryota, Metazoa, Chordata, Aves, Apodiformes, Apodidae. The record is from RefSeq and is a predicted model, not a curated record. The transcript has 7 exons.
UUCAGCUCCGCCCGGCCCCGGCCCCGGCCCGGCCGUCCAUGGGGAGCGCGGCCCGGCGGCCGCCCGGCAGCAGGAGGGAGCGGGGAGGCUCUCCCGGCGGCCCCGCUCGCCCGUAGCCCGGCAGGGCAUGCCCGGACCCAGGAUGCCGGCCUGGGGGAUCCUGCCCGUCACCUUGCCCGCCUUCACCAUCACCGGCAUGUGGAUCGUGUACGCCAUGGCACUAUCCAACAACCACAUCUGCCCCGUCCACAACUGGAAUUACAACCAGUCGUGUGGUGGCGAUGGCCCCGGCUCCUGCUGCACGCUGGACCACAUCCCCCUUGUCAGCAAGUGUGGCACCCUGCCUCCUGAGAGCUGCUUCUUCAGCCUCAUCUGCAGCCUGGGCUCCUUCAUGGUCAUCCUGGUGGGGCUGCUGCGCUACGCCCACCUCCUGGAACGCCUUGGUCCGUCCCUCCUCAACACUCUGGGACUGGCCACCGGCUGGGUCUGCGCCGCCGGCCUCACCAUGGUGGGCAACUUCCAGGUGGAUCAUGCCAAGGUGCUGCACUACAUUGGGGCGGGGGUGGCCUUUCCCACCAGCAUGCUGUUCCUGCUCCUGCAGUCCAUCCUCACCUACCGCAUGGCCAAAACACGUGGGCAGUACUGGACUGGCCACUUACGUAGCAUCCUCACCACUGUGGCCUUCGUCACCCUUGUCUUCAGUGGUGUGUUCUUCAUCCAGGAGAGCUUUGUGCUGCAGCAUGUGGCCGCCUUAUGUGAGUGGAUGUUCAUCAUUGAUGUCCUGGUCUUCUAUGGCACCUUCACCUUUGAGUUUGGGGCCAUCUCCACAGACACCUUUCUGGUCCUGCUGAAAGCCAGUCGGGCUCCCAAAAGUUACAAAGGCGAGAGCAGUGUGUCCAGCACAGCCCACAUCCACAGCCUUGCUGAGGGCCUGGCCAUGGCCUGAUCCUCUAGGGGACAGCCUCAAAGACUCAAAGAUCUGGGACCCCCAGAUCAGGUUUUGCCAGUGACUUCCCCCAUUCUGAAUGACUCUGAGAUCCUGGCUGCCUCUGGGUGCAUGUGUACGUAUGUGUGCAUGUGUGGGUGUGCAGUGCCCUCUCUCUCCUCCUGGUGGGACCUGUGUCUGGGGCUUCUUCAGCAGCCAGUGUCCCCUGCAGGAGCUGCCCGUUCCCUACCUGCUGUGUUUGGGGUCACUGCUGAGGAGCAGGGAUGCCAGCCCAGUGCUGCUAUUGGCAGAGCCAGGAUCUGCCCCCAAGCCUCCAGGGUUGCCCUGUCUGAGUCUGGGGCAGUAGAGACGCCCCAUCUGUAAGGGAUGUGGGGACCAGGGGUCUCACCUUCCCCUCACCACGCAGACUUUGUGUGCUGGGGAUGUUCCUCUUCCAUGGCCAUGGGGCAGAAUUAGGCAGGGCAGGCCUUCCAGCCAGCCACUGAGACUAUGCCCGAAGAGCCAAAAACCCAGAGUGCUUUUCCCUUCCUUGGCAGGUAAUGGCAGUGCCAGUCUGCAUCCCCAGUGAGGAUGGCAGCCGGGUCUUUCCCUGCCCGUGUGCCUUGCUCUGCUGCAGGAUGACCACAGCAGCCUCAGUGGGACCACUCUGGCCCUCCCAGCCAGGGCUCUCACUGCUCACGGCCUUCCAUGCCUCUGAGUCUGGGGAGAAUUGCUUAGGCAGAUUUUGGCCUCUGGGCCACAGCAUUCCCUGGCAGCCAGCUGGGUUAGGAAAUGGUUCUCUGCAUUUACUUUCAUGCUGGGGAUGUCCUGCAAGCACAGUGCCUUCAGAGCAGCAGAUUUCCCUGCCAUAGCACUGCCAACCUCAGCUGUCCUGCUACAGGGCCUCCAUGCCCCAGCCUCUGUCUCCCCGUUUUGCUGGGACUCCCAAAUCCGUCCUCUGGUGCCUUCGCAGAAUCACAGCACUCAGCCCAGCCAGUGCCUGCCAAAAGCCUGUCCCACUCAAUUCCAGCCUCCUCAGGCUGAGCCCAGCCUUGGAUGGCCUGGGCAGGGGCCGGGGUGUCUGAGGGGGAGUGUAGAGGGUGGUGAGUGUGUGUAUAUGUAUAUAUAGGUUUACAUAUAUAUAUAUAUGUAUAUAUAUAAAUUUUCCCUUGUCCCUGGAGAGGGGCAUUUGCUGCUGCUGCUGUACAUGUUGAUCAGGUUGGGCUCCCUGAUUUGCCCACCUUUUCAAAAUCAGCCUAUAAAUCCACCAUUAUAUGUAGUUAAAAAAGGAGCAUUUCUGACUUUUAUAUCUAAUAUAUGUUUAAAAAAUAUAUAAGGAGAGAACAGUGAAUUUACAAUAAUAA